AUGGGUGGCUCACAGCGUGUGUUCAAGUGGCGCAGGUGCCUGGUCAGAUGUUCCCUCUGCAGCGUGGCCGAGGCAGCAGCCUGGGUUAGAUCCCUGCCCUUGGAGGAUGGCAGGGCCGCYGCCAGCGGCGUGGCCGCGGCGCUCGAGGAGCCAGCCUGCGAGGAAGUGCGUCUGUUCAGCAACCUGCUCCCCGAGCACGAGGCCCAGGACAUCUGUGGGCUCCUCAUGGAGGAGAAGUCACAUCCAGUGCAUGUCGUGUGCCUCCUGGGAGAUCCUGAUGAUGAUGAAACAGGCAAACAAAAAGCGAUGGAAAAAAUAGCCCGGCAGUCUGGGGGGUCUUUUCAAGUGAUCAGACUCCCUCACGCUGCUUCUGAAAAGACAAGCUCYGUGUCCAUCUCUCAGGCCCAGUGUUGCCACACCGCUAGUAAAGAUUCCUGUGGCUCUUUGCCGUCAGCGUGUCCAGCAACAGACUUUUCCAGUGGUGUAUGGAGCCCAGAUUUCCUUGGAACACCUUUGGCACCCUCAGCACGAGAGAGUUUAAUCCGUUCAUCCCCAAAGGCUUCCAGUUUCAUGAGGGGAGCCCGUGUGCUGGCCAGGAGACAAACUGACGGCUACUACUACUUGGGCCACAUUGUGAAAGAGGCGACAGGCUCCAGGGAAGGCUUCCUAAUCGCCUUUGACAAAAGGUGCACGCUGACAAAAGGCAAGGCCCAGCCUCGCCUGCAGGAAACUCCGCUGUACGACRUCCUGCACUACGAAGACGCCAGGCGUCGGCCGCUGGCUCCAGGAGACAGGGUCCUGGCACCGUGGGAGGCCAAAGCCRAACGCUUCGGCCCGGGCACCGUGCUCGUGGUUACGGAGGACAAGGAGGCACGCUCAGGUACGAGGUACUGCCCUCCUGUUAGUGCUAGACUUGCUGCAGUUGCUAGCUGCUAUACCAAAAAGAGAACAGUCCCAGCUGUAGAGAACUUACCAACUGCUGCUUGGUUUUAAUUCCUCUUCUUUUUGUUGUCACUAAGCA
Messenger RNA from Nothoprocta perdicaria, 1021 nucleotides. RefSeq lists its product as uncharacterized. NCBI's taxonomy places the organism in Eukaryota, Metazoa, Chordata, Aves, Tinamiformes, Tinamidae. The coding region runs from base 1 to 993 and encodes 330 amino acids. The transcript has 5 exons. The record is from RefSeq and is a predicted model, not a curated record.